AUGGCGUUUCGGCGCUCUCCAGAACGAUGGGCUAAUGUGCUGGAGGUUGGAGAAGCGAGGCGGGAACAUGCCGGGUUGGAGGAGGGCAUGACCCAGAUGGACUCCUUUGACAUCCAGGGAUCCAGGGGGGCAGCGAAGUGGCAGCCGGGACCCGAGGUCGCCGAGCAGCUCUCUUGGUACAGCCAGAAUCUGAAGGAGAAGACCGGGCACAUGAAGCAGAUGACCCAGGAGUUGGAGAUGUACCACAAUCAGGUCCAGGACCUCAAGGAAGAGAUCGAGCGUCACAACAAGGACUUCCAGGGUACCAAGCAGGCCUACUUCCAGAUGCUCCGCGCGCAGCUCAAGAGCCAAUCGCAGGCGAUGUCUUCGCAGGUGCAAGAGUGA
This is a messenger RNA of Symbiodinium sp. CCMP2592, 384 nucleotides long. Lineage: Eukaryota; Dinophyceae; Suessiales; Symbiodiniaceae. The record is from the annotation of a GenBank genome assembly.